CCAGCCAGCAACAUGCAAACUUUAAAACUCCCUCAUAGAUUGCAGAAGUGUAACACUGACAGGGUUGGAUGACGACCAGGUUGACGAGGCACCAGUCGACAGGUAAACAAGGCAACAGAACAUUCAGCAUGGUGGGAAGGAGACGCGGCUCCAGAGCCACCAGGGGGUCACAGCAGCCCCAACAGCAACGCACGGGGGGACCCCGCAAGAGUCUGAGAGUGCCAGCAUUAUUUGCCAAGGAAGCAGGAUAUGAGUCUGAGGUCCCUCAUGAAAAGCUGACCAUCGCCCAAGCCAAGAGAGGCACACCAGCAAUCCGGCCGGUCCGAGUCUAUGCUGAUGGGAUCUUUGACCUCUUCCACUCUGGACACGCUCGCGCUCUGAUGCAAGCCAAGAACCUGUUCCCCAACACACAUCUCAUAGUGGGAGUCUGCAGUGAUGAACUCACACACCGGUAUAAGGGCUACACAGUGAUGACAGAGUCGGAGCGCUACGAAGCCCUGAUACACUGUCGCUAUGUGGAUGAGGUGGUACGGGAUGCUCCCUGGACCCUCAGCCCUGACUUCCUGAAGAAACAUAAGAUUGACUUUGUAGCACAUGAUGAUAUCCCAUACACCUCUGCUGGAUCAGAGGAUGUCUACAAACACAUCAAGGAAGCAGGGAUGUUUGUGGCCACACAGAGGACAGACGGCAUCUCUACAUCUGACCUCAUCACCAGGAUAGUGAGAGACUACGACCUCUAUGUCCGACGCAACCUGCAGAGAGGCUACACAGCCAGUGACCUCAACGUUAGCUUCAUCAGGGAGAAGAAAAUACGUCUUCAAAACCAGGUGGAUCGUAUGAAGGAGACGGUGAAGACAGUAGAGGAGAAGUCCAAGCACUUUGUGCACUCGGUGGAGGAGAAGAGCCAAGACCUCAUCCACAAGUGGGAGGAGAAGUCCUGGGAGUUCAUUAGUAAUUUCCUGGAGUCGUUUGGUCCAGGUGGAGCGUGGCAUGUGAUCCAGGAGAAGAGUGGGCGCAUGCUCCAGGCUCUGUCACCCUACGCAUCGCCCGUCGCCUCGCCCCGUGGCUCCCCCAGCAGCAGCCCCACCAGAGGGCGCUCCCCAUCGCCUCCCUCCUCUCCCUCCUCUCAAUCCCCUCGUUCUCCUCGUUCCUCCGCCACCUACCCCAAGGGUGCCUCUGCCCAUCCCUCAACUUCCCUCAGCAGCACGAGUGAGGGGGAUGACGACGAGGAAAAAAAACACUCAGUUGACAAACAAUAA
Messenger RNA from Salvelinus fontinalis (brook trout), 1259 nucleotides. Its product is annotated as choline-phosphate cytidylyltransferase B-like. Gene Ontology annotation, molecular function: choline-phosphate cytidylyltransferase activity; phosphatidylcholine binding. The coding region runs from base 69 to 1259 and encodes 396 amino acids. Gene Ontology annotation, biological process: CDP-choline pathway. Lineage: Eukaryota; Metazoa; Chordata; Actinopteri; Salmoniformes; Salmonidae. The record is from RefSeq and is a predicted model, not a curated record. The transcript is spliced from 8 exons.